UUAAUCAUAAGUAGUUAUUUCUGAUUAAUUCUGCUUAAUAACAAAUGUGAUUAGCCAAUUUCAAUAUAAAAAAAGCUUAGCUGAUUAAGUUAAGCGGAAGUUGUGAAACUAGUCCUCAAUACAGGUUUGUCAUAUGCAAUGGUUCUGAUAAAAUAUUGAAAUAUAUUGCAAAUUUAUUAACAGCAAAAUUAAAUGUUUAACUGUAAAUUUUUUUAAAUAUUUUUGUCUCUGAUGUACUAUUAUGUUUGCAAGAUAUCUAAAGUAUAGAACAUUGAAAGAAUUACUGAGGCGUAAUAGUAGAUCUGUUCACAUUGCUUGAAAUCUAAAAAUGUGUUUUUACUUAAAGUGACAAAUAUACAUUCAGAAGUUAAAGAGAGAGAAAGCAAAGAUUAUAUGUGCAAAAGCAAUAUAAAGAUGCUGUUGAAUGUAAAGGCUAACUUACAAUAUAUUCUUUGCUUUUUGCUUUUUGUCUAUUUACCUUCUUCCCAUACUAUUUUAUUGACAACCAUGUUACCUAUCUUUUUUGGAGCUUGUCUUCCUUUUGAAUCUACACACGGAGUAUAUGUAGCCAGUUUUGAGUUUGUCAACUUGUAUCUUGUCAAUUUUAAUAAAACAUUCUGCAAAGAGAUAAAAAGGCAAGAAAACAUGAAAAAAAAGAAACAGGAAAAAAGAGUGCACUGUAAAUCAGCUUUCAAGGGAAAUCUUAAAAUAAAUCAACAUUUUUUUAUUUUUAGAUAUUUUUUAAUUGAUUUUAUAAAAUUACAAAGUUUUUAUACAAUUAACCGAGCAAACAAAGUUGAAAUUAUAAUGAGUAGUGUAUAUAUAUUAAAGGUACUUUCCAGCUAUGCGACACUGUGUAACACAAGGCUCCUGACCCCUUAGCCGAGAACUCUGCGUUGACUGCGCUCUGCAGUCAAAGUCUUACUACAAAUGAUUUGAAGCAUUUGAUUAAUCAAUCAAAAUAAAGAAUUUUACAUAUUGACCAAUCAAAAAUGUUUCAAAGCAUUUGCAGCAUCAUCUUGACCAUAUCCAACUACAUAGUAUUGCGAUAAAAAUUAGAAUAGACGUGAAAUGUCACAUAUUGAUGAUGAAAUUUUGUCUCACAUGUCGUUUCGUGUUGUUUCAUUAUGAAAAUGUAACUUGUCUUGCAUUUAAUAUUUCCGUAAAAAUGGAUAUGUUAAGUUUCUUUGAAGUUACUUUAUACAUAAAAGCACAUUUUUCAUUCUUCAAUAGCUAUCAGUGUGUUUCCCUGUCUGAAUAGGCUUCAUUUUACAUCCUUUUUACCCUUAUUUACUGACUAGGCAGAAAAAGGAUAGUCGACACUUAAUUUUACAAGUAUUUUAAAGUCAUCUCAUUAGUCUGUUUUAUUCAAAUUCUCCUUAUUUACAAAUGGCACAUCGAAUAAAAUUACAUAUUAUUUCACGUUUAUUAUGACGUCAUGACUUCAAUAUGGCCGCGACGAGUAGACAAGAACUUUUUAAGAUCGCGGUCGCGGUCAAAAUGACUGUUUCAGUAGUAGUUUAUAUAAACGAUUAAAUAAAGGCAAUUUAUUAUUUUUAAAUGUCCGUUUAACCAGGGCAUGUACCUGAUAAUUAUUGUUAAAAUUAUAUUAAUUUAAGCGUUAAUUUUUAAUGAGUGGUCAAGUUGACCUCUGCUGCGGUUUCAGGUAGAGAUUUUACCGCGGUUCCAGUAUUGGUUUAAGGAAAUAUUAUCUUAAUAGAACGGACAAAAGAUACAAUAAAUCUUCAACGUGGUCAAAGUAUAAAAAAUCCAUAAUCUAUUUGUUGUUUGAUGGCGACAAUGAAUUCAAUUAAAAUAUUAGUUAUACCUGUUAUAUCAAUAUUAGUUAAAUUAUAGUUACACUGAUUUUAUUUUGGUAUGUUAUAAAAGUGAUGGUACUGAUCAACUUUUUCUUAUAAAAUAAUCAGGGGUCUCGUAUAGUUUUUGAGACAUACCUACAUAAAGUUUAUUUUUGAAAUUUUAAUGAUAAAUGAAUAUAACUUUUAAAUCAUUGUUUUGCGUGGAAAGUAAAUGCUCGGGCGGGAGAGAGCUAGGCGAAGCCCUUAAAAGCUUAAAAAAUCAUACAUUAAAAACUACUGCAUUUACACGCGUGUUUCAACUUUGCGCACUUUUCGUAUGCGUAUGUGACCACGAAGCAUGUUUUUAAAUUAGACAAUUUGUGUUUGUAAAGCAAUGAAUUCAUGUUUUUAUUGACCCUGUAUUGUGUAAACUAUAGAGAUAAUUUUUACAAUCUUUAUGAUUAUAACUUUUUAACGGAUAACGAGCGAUGGCUAAAACUUUCCUAAGGUGAUUCAGGGUCAAAAUCAUUGGAAGGGGCUCCCCUAAACAAUUUUACCACUAUCCGUCAUGUACAAGGUGUCAUAACAAAAAUAAUGACGUUUUGAAAAUAAACCUUAUGUAGGUAUAGUUUGAAAACUACACGAGAUCCCCGAUUAUUUUAUAAGAAAAAGAUGAUCAGUAUUUUCACCUCUAUAACAUAUACUAAGAUCAAUGAAAUUGACGAGGUGUAACCUUUUCUGCAUAUUUAUCAAAUAUUAAUGAAACAGAGUCAAAAUAAGUAUAAAUUUGAUAAUAAAUCAGAGAUAAAAAUUACAUAAUAUUAACAGGAUUUUAAGUUAUUACCAAAAAACGAAGUGAAAAAAUUUAUAACUUACCUUGCGAGUGGUUGAAUAAGUAAAAAAAAUGUAAGAUAAAGAACUUUCAAAAAUCAGUUGUCGACCUAUCUGUUUCGAAAAAAGUCGAAUAAAUAACUGUGGCUCGUGAAAAAUAUAAAUAAUCUAUUAUUAGCUGACUGAUGCAAAGGUUGUCGAAUAUAAACAUUGCAAAUCUUUAUUUCCGCGAGCACAUUGAAUAUGUCAAAAUAUAUAUCAUCGAGCAGCAAGUAUAAUGUAUGGUCUGUCUUCGCUUCGCGUGUCUGGCGCAAGGUGCGCACAAAUGAUUUUAAGCGUUUUAUUACCUUCUCAAUAGCAUAUUCGCAUUAAUAUUUAUUAUAUUACUAUAACACACACGCUUUUGUCAUAUCGUUAAACCAUUAUAACAUGAAUUUUAUUUCUUACAUAUGUUUAAAAAAUUUACUCUCGUUUGUUGAAGAAGAUAUGUAGUCAAAACGUUCAAAAUUUAAUUUUGAUAUUAUUUGAACUACAUGCUUAUAAACAAAGAUGAUAAAGGAACUUAUAUUAUUUUUGUUCUGAUCGUUAACCUUCUCUUGAUUAUAUUUAUAAUAAAAGGAGGUCCUGUACAAAAAAUAACCAUUCCAAAAGAUCGUGAAGGCAAACAAAGAACAUAUGGAUUUAUCACGUACAAGCACAUGAAGUCUGUGGAAUAUGCUCUGCUCUUGUUUGACGGCACAAUGCUUUACAAUCGUACUCUCAAUAUGAAACCGAGGAAUAAUACAGAGUCACAACAAGCUGAACAAUUUUCAAAUCCUGUUCGCAAUAUGAAUUAUAUGCUGGAACUGGGCCAGCAAAUGAUGUUGGGAAAUUAUUCACCGCAGACUGGCAGUGGCGAUGGCGGCGGUGCCAUAUUUGGUAUAAAUAUUUUACAGGAUGGCCCGAUAUAUCCAAGGCAAUUAGAUACAAAUUCUGGCAAUGAUACUAGGAUUAGAAGUCAUCCUUAUCAGAGAAAUAGAGAUAGAAAUCAAGAUAGAGAUAGAGACAGAAAUCAAGAAAGAGGUAGAAAUCGGGAGAGAAACAGAGACAGAGAGAGGGAGAAGGAAAAGGGAAGGAGUAAAGAACGAAAUCAUAGUGAUCAUAGAGAUGAAAGAUCGUACUAUAAUCGAGAUAAUGGUUAUCGUUUUAAUGACUACUUUCGAUAUAAUGAUAAUAGAAAAAGAUGGACUUAUCAUUGAUAAUAAUUAUUUUGCAACUAAUUGCUGCUAAAAUUAGAUUUUCAGUUAAUUUUUAAAUUACAAGAAAUGUAAAUGGUUUUAAUUAUCGUUUAUUUUUUUCUUUAUACUUAUUCUAUAAUAACCAUGCACAUCAUUAUUUUGUUACCAAUGACUUAUAAUUUUUACUAUUAUAUAUGUAGUUAAGUAAGGAUUAUACAUAUUUAUAUAUUUUGUAUUAUAUAGACAAAAUUAUGUAUUAACUCAUACGACGAGAAAAAGUUAUGUAAUUACGUAAUAAGCUAAUAUCCAACAUUAAAACUAUUCAAGGUACUAAAA
Molecule: messenger RNA, 4183 nt
Organism: Solenopsis invicta (red fire ant)
Lineage: Eukaryota; Metazoa; Arthropoda; Insecta; Hymenoptera; Formicidae
Product: RNA-binding protein 7
Exons: 2
Coding region: 3164-3868 (234 amino acids)
Biological process (GO): regulation of alternative mRNA splicing, via spliceosome
Cellular component (GO): nucleus
Molecular function (GO): single-stranded RNA binding
Source: RefSeq, a predicted model, not a curated record